Molecule: messenger RNA, 2346 nt
Organism: Ceutorhynchus assimilis (cabbage seed weevil)
Lineage: Eukaryota; Metazoa; Arthropoda; Insecta; Coleoptera; Curculionidae
Source: the annotation of a GenBank genome assembly
GCGCCGGCAUGGUCGAUACAAAACCACCAUUAAAAGAAUUAUAGACCCAUAGAGCUAAAUUGCGCGCACCUGCUUUUCGUCCCAUAUUAACCCAUCUUAGUGUUUUAAAAUAGUAGCAAUCUAGUAUUUUACAGGUUUUUGUUGUGGAAUUUAACCAUCUAUGCUGCUGAUGGACAGUGAACAUCUAUUUAUUAUGGGUUUUAGAGUUUUCUGAUGAUUCUAUCCACGAACCAACAAUCCAGUACUGGAAUUGAAAAUCAUGUGACCCAACUAUUGAACACACUCCUUUGCCUACUACAAAAACAAUCGUUGAUAAAUGUCAAUUGAAAAUUCAAAAAUGGCACCCGUCUGUCAUUUAUCUGACACUAAAUGCGAAAAUUGCCAAAACAGCUUGUGCAACAAUAACAACAAUAAUCAGGAUUUCAAGGUUGCAACAAUGGAAACUGAACGGGCUACCAGAGAUUUGGUCAAUUUGAAUUUGGUUGAAGAUUUUUCCAUUAAGCAACCAGAAUUUCUACCAGAAGUACAAAACUGCAUCGAAAUUGAAUCCAGUGCCAGUUUCGAUGCGAUACCCAAUCAAAACGAUGAACGAACUUUUGUGAAUUUGAACCAGGACCAAUACGAAACCCUGCAAUACGAAAUUUACGAAGAAACAAUCCAAAAUUCCACCGAAGAUUUCGUAAUCAACCAGGAAAGCUUCGAAAAUGGCUGCAUAGAAAUAUCGCUCAAUAACGAAAACGACUUGGCAAUGGACUCGUCCAACAUCAGUAUUAUCGAAAUAAGAGAUUUCCCUCCAGCUCAAACCGUCGACAUAGCUCAGAUACAAUUUAAUGCUCAAAAUUAUAGUGAAGAAUCGUCCAACAAUUCGGAAAAAUUUGUUACAAACACCAGCUCAACUUUACUAAGCCCAAAAAGCGAUAACAGCGACAUGGAACAGUGCGAACCCGACUUGAAAAGUCUAAAUUGGCUACAGAAUUAUACCAACAUCAUGGCAGUUCCUAAUUUACCAACUCCGCCAGUAUCUCCCAAACCAAAACUUGGAAAAUCCCGUGCCAAUUCGCAAUCGCUAGACAACAAACCACCUCGACCUGCGGAUUUGACCAUAGACAUCACCUUCUACAAGAAAAAUGGCGACAAAAAACCACCGUUUUCAUACGCUACAUUGAUUUGCAUGGCGAUGGGCAAAAACGGCAACCGGAUGACCUUGAGCGCCAUUUACCACUGGAUCAAGGAAAACUUCUUGUACUACCGGAAGGCGCACCCGAGCUGGCAAAAUUCCAUACGGCACAAUUUGUCGUUGAAUAAGUGUUUCGUGAAGCAGGCCCGGUCCAAGGACGAGCCUGGAAAAGGUGGAUUUUGGAGGUUGGAUUUGGAACGGCUGGAAGAGUCUAGAAGGUCGAAACGUCGAUCGUCGCUCACGGUUAGGACACCGAAGAAUGGAGGACAAACACCGAUUAAACCUGUUCAAAGUCAUAAGAAGACAAAAAGAUAUCGCCCAAAUUCGGCUCCAAGCGAACGCAAACACAACAUCCUCUCCAACAUUUCGAUUUGUGGAGAAACAUCUAUCAAAAACGUAGAAGAAGCCGCCAGAGCGAGCAUGAAAGCCAAAAAGUCCGUCUCUGCAAAAUCCUAUUCAAAAGGUAAAAUGUCUCAAAUUGACGAAAAGCGUGAGAUGGUUACGCCACCCUCGAUGCCUCACGCGCCUACUAUAGUCGAGCCCAUUGCGCCCCCUAUUGUUGGAGAAGAAGAACUGACCAGACUACUUUUGGCCACCGAUGGCUGGGACGAUUGUCAAUUGGAAAUGCUCGAUUCCAUUUUGGAUUCGCUUUAGGGUAGAAUUUUUCGUACAAACAGUUUCUAGUCAUGUAGUAAUAAUACCUAAAUAUAACACAGUGUUCUUGUGCCUUUUCGCUCAACACACAGUGUGACGAUUCUUUGAAAAAGAUUGUGUGUGCCUUUUUGUAAUUCUAGAAAAAUGUGUAUAAUUAAAUUUAAGAAGACACUUUUCAGUUACUUUGCUCAAUUUUUUUGGCUCAAAAUUAAAGCUCAAUAUUUAAAUUAUUUUGCUCAAAAUAUUAACAUCCGUCCUAAUAAAAAUUGCCUUUGAAAGUGCACUUUUAUAAUAUUUGUUUAAGUGAUUUUUGUUCUGUAAUCGAUACAGAACUUUUAUUAUCAACUUCCGUCCAAACUAGUAUUUAAGAACCUUUUUAGAUUGUAAAGGGAAAUUGAAAAAAAGAUAUAUGUAUUUACUAUAGGAUUAGUUUUGAAAAUCUGGUUUAGAGAGUAGCAAAUUAGAAGAUUUGUUAUUUGUAACUUAAAUAUUUAUCUACCAUAAUUGAAUCAAUA